CUUGAAAGUAAUUUUCGCGCGAGUGGGCGGCGUUUAUACUAAUGAGGCCGGGGAAGGAGGCUGGCACUGCCAAGAUGGCGACGGAAAGGAGUCGCUCUCCGGUGGGGGGCUCGCCAGUGCCGGCCUCGAUGUUCGCCCCAGAGCCCGUGGCUCACGGUGGGACAGUGGCGGCUUUCUCCGGGCCUCACGGCGGCGUCCCAGAAGUUGACUGCAGCGAGGACGGCGAGCUGCUCAAUGGAGAGCCGGAGCUCGAUCUUACCAGCAAGCUAGUAAUGGUGAGCCCAACAUCCGAACAGUAUGAUAGUUUACUCCGACAGAUGUGGGAGAGGAUGGAUGAAGGAUGUGGAGAGACCAUCUAUGUUAUUGGUCAAGGGUCAGAUGGGACUGACUAUGGGCUUAGUGAUGGAGACAUGGAAGCUUCCUAUGCCACAGUGAAGAGCAUGGCAGAACAAAUAGAUGCUGAUGUAAUUCUCUUGCGAGAGCACCAAGAAGCAGGAGGCAAAGUGCGUGAUUAUUUGGUACGGAAACGUGUGGGUGACAACGAUUUCCUAGAGGUCAGGGUAGCGGUGGUUGGCAAUGUGGAUGCUGGGAAGAGCACUUUGCUGGGUGUUCUUACCCAUGGCGAACUGGACAAUGGACGUGGUUUUGCUCGGCAAAAACUUUUUCGCCACAAGCAUGAGAUUGAGUCAGGCCGUACCAGCAGUGUGGGCAAUGACAUUUUGGGCUUCGACAGCGAAGGCAAUGUUGUGAACAAGCCUGACAGCCACGGUGGGAGUUUGGAGUGGACCAAGAUUUGUGAGAAAUCAACAAAAGUCAUAACCUUCAUUGAUCUGGCUGGGCAUGAGAAGUACUUGAAGACUACAGUCUUUGGCAUGACUGGGCAUCUCCCUGAUUUUUGCAUGCUAAUGGUUGGCAGCAAUGCUGGAAUUGUUGGGAUGACCAAGGAGCACCUAGGUCUGGCACUGGCGCUAAAUGUUCCAGUCUUUGUGGUGGUGACCAAGAUUGAUAUGUGUCCUGCUAACAUACUUCAAGAAACUCUGAAGCUCCUGCAACGACUUUUGAAGUCCCCAGGAUGCAGGAAGAUCCCGGUGUUGGUCCAGAGCAAAGAUGAUGUUAUCGUUACUGCCUCCAAUUUCAGCUCUGAAAGGAUGUGCCCAAUCUUCCAGAUUUCCAAUGUCACUGGUGAGAAUUUGGAAUUGCUGAAGAUGUUUCUCAAUCUCCUGUCUCCAAGGACAAGUUACCGGGAGGAAGAACCUGCGGAAUUCCAGAUAGAUGACACUUAUUCUGUGCCAGGUGUUGGAACAGUGGUGUCUGGGACAACCCUGAGAGGCCUAAUCAAGUUAAAUGACACUUUGCUUCUGGGCCCAGAUCCGCUCGGCAACUUCUUGCCUAUUGCAGUGAAAUCCAUCCAUCGCAAGCGCAUGCCAGUCAAAGAGGUGCGGGGUGGUCAGACUGCUUCCUUUGCUCUGAAAAAGAUCAAACGCUCCUCUAUCAGGAAAGGCAUGGUGAUGGUAUCACCUCGGUUGAAUCCUCAAGCCUCUUGGGAAUUUGAAGCAGAGAUUCUGGUACUUCACCAUCCUACCACUAUCAGUCCACGUUAUCAGGCAAUGGUACAUUGUGGUAGCAUUCGCCAGACAGCCACUAUCCUUAGCAUGGACAAAGACUGCCUGCGCACUGGGGAUAAAGCCACUGUCCACUUCCGCUUCAUCAAGACUCCAGAGUACUUGCACAUAGACCAGCGGCUGGUUUUUCGUGAGGGGCGUACCAAAGCUGUUGGCACUAUCACCAAGUUACUCCAGACCACCAAUAAUUCUCCUAUGAACUCAAAGCCCCAGCAAAUAAAGAUGCAGUCUACAAAGAAAGGACCCUUGACCAAGCGCGAAGAGAGUGGAGCCCAGGCUGGCAUAGCAGUGCUGACUUCCACUCUGGCAGAGGAUGCAGCGUCACUAGCAACAGUUGCCCCAGCACCAUCUGGUGCUCAACAACCACAGCCUGCAUUGGAUGAAGAACCCCACAAUCAAGAGGGAAAUAAGGCGAAGGUUGGAGGUGGUGGCCGGAGGCGUGGUGGCCAGCGUCAUAAAGUGAAAUCUCAAGCAGUUAUUGUGACUCCAGCUGGUGGCUGCUGAACAUCUUUUCAGUAAUUGAGAAACUCACAUCUCCCCCUCCAUUUCUUCAAUUCAGAAACCCGGAGCAGCUUAACCAAAAUCGUUUGCAGCUGAUCUUCUACUGUGGAAGAUUGGGGGGAGGGGAGGAAGUUCCAGGGAAUGUGGGUUUUCCAUUGAAGCUAAUGAAGGUGACAAAAAACAGUGGGACUGACCUGCAGCCACCUUCUCCCUUUUCCUAAAACAUUUUGUACACCUCAAGCUGUUAGUCAUGAUUUUCAUGUUUUUAUUAUGGUGGUUUGUAUGUGAGUGUGCUUGUGAGCAUGUGCAUUCAAGAGAAUACAGGUAUAGAAAAGAAAGUACCUGUGUCUUCUCCAUUCUCAUGUUCAUCAUUAGGUUAGCUAACUUACUCUUUUGCAGUUGGGAAUUUCUGAAAUCCCAAGUCUUUAAGAGUAUGAAUAUGUGAUAUUUGGCUGGGAGGAGAUAGCAGUUCUUCCCAUGUUUCCAAUGGUUUGAAACAGAUACUAGGUCUCGUUGUAAUUUCACCAUGACCAUAGUUGGUAACUGUCACAAAGGAAACCUCCCAAACCAGCCUCAUCCCAAAUCUUAGAUUUCAGUGAAAUCCUAGAAGUGUGUAUUUGUAAGCUUGUUUGCAUGCACUUCAUCCUUCUGAAAGAAAAGGAGAAUUUUGAAAGUGAGAUUUGGAGGCUGAAGAGAAUUUCAUAUUUUGUAUAUUAUGUUCAGAAUUUAUCUUUUUUCCUACAGAGCAAACUGUAGAGGCUUCUUUAUUACCAGCUGCAUGCUAUAUCUAGUUUUGCACCCAGCUAUGUGGGCACAUUAGGAACAAGAGAGCAAGAGUGCAAGGUUGUUUCUGGUUAUUUGCCCAUUUAUUUUCAUGGCUUCCAAACCAAUUUGAAGGCCACAUUUCCUACCUACCAGGAAUAGAUGCUAUUGACGGCCUCUGCAUAUUCAGCUCCCUUCAUAUUGCAGAAAUAACUGCCUGUUUAAUUAAUUUAAUGCUUUAGAAAUCAACUUAGAAACUUGUUUCAGUAUCUCCAUAUUUUUCCUGUGGCAGUUACAGAGAUUUCAUAAAGAUGGGCUGAGGUAUCUUGAAUCCAUCAUUAAAAUUUAAAGUCAUAGUUGUGAUUUUAUAACUUUAGUAGCGUGUCUCUUCAAAGCACGCAUUCUUGAACUGACUUAUUUUAACUGCAUCAUGUUUUUAAAAAGGAGAAAGCAUGAAAAAAAUUGUGGUUUGUAGUUAACUGGUUUGUAACUUUGAAUAGCAUUUUUCCCUACAAUGUAGUGUUUCUUAGAUUUAUUCCAUCCUAACCAUUUUUGGAAUGACCAGUCUUUUUUAAGUUAUAAACAUUAAAGAGCAGGUAGGACUACUUAUGCCAUCUUCCUAAAUUUGAUGCGCUGUACAUCUGUUGAAUUACAAUUCUCCAGCAAGCAUGAUUAAUAAAUAUGCUGUAUGGGAUUCAUGGAAAUUGCAGACCAAUCUAUCUUGAAGACGCCAGAUUAAGGAAAGUUGCUAUACCUGUCUUGCUUUUUGAACAUGAUGCUCAGCACCUACAGCAUUAAGAGCACCCUGUAAGGACAAAUCAGUAUGAGGAUGAUUAAUGCAAAGUAGCAACCUGUGCUAUUGCUUUUUACCCUGUAUUAUAUCUGUCUCCUUUACCUUCCAAUAUCAAGGGAAGCAGAGGCUUUAGUCUGGUGUCUUCUUUACUUCAUUUCUUUGUUCAGAAAGAUGAUUGUACAAUGCUGGCAAGCAUUAAGAAAGUCACAGUGCUGUGUUCUCCUUUUUGAGCCGCACAUAAGGACUACUGAGGCUGGCAUGGUGUCAACAUUAAAAAGAACAAUUUGGUAAAAAAAAGAAAAUCUUGUUCUCUCCAUUUUAAAGGAAAUGAGGUACUACUUCACUAAUCCUGGUUCAUAAAAUGUAAAUCAGGUUAGAUGUAAUUUGUAAAUAGGUUUUGUAUGGCUGAAGUUUCUUCUCUGAAAAGUCUUGAAAGCUAGCUGGUUGUUCUCCUGAGCUGGAGAUUAUUAAAUACUUCCAGAACCUUGUAGAAAAUCAAAUUGACAAAAGAAACUUGUGCCAUAAGAAAACUCCUGCUGAAUCAAAUAUGCCUUUUUCUAUAUUGUGACUGAAGGGGGAGUUCAAAAGCAUGAGCAAAGUCAGGUUUUAUGACUGGUAUUUAGCAAAUGCUGCCUUUCAUUCUGAAGGUAUUAUACUUUCACUGAAACCAGUAGCUAUUGAUAAGCUAGUCCUCUACAGAUUUGACUAGCUUUUUAAAAAAAGAUCUAAACCAGUAUCACGAAUCACAUUCAUCUAUAGAAGCAAAUUCUAUGUGCUUUAUAAAGAACUAUCUUGCAUCUCCCUGAGUUUCACACUGAUGCAUGAUUGCCAAGUUCUGGUAUUUUAGGAAAUUUUUUACAUAGCUUUUAUAUGCAUUUAUCAAUUUUUAAAUGAAAAAUAGUUUGUAGUCUUUUCAAGCUAAAAGACAGCUUAAUUAUUUUGGGUAUCCUAUUCACAUCCUUCCUAGCUCUACAAAAGAAAUGCAAUGACCAGAACUGUAUGAAGUAUUCCAAGGGCUAUUCAUAACAGCUGUUCAUAAGAAAUGUGCACAAUUAAAAAAUAAGUUCAAAGCUAUUGCUAUUUCAAAAACCUCAGAUUGGAAAAGUUGCAAUCCUGAUUUUAGUUAAUCCUUGACAUCAAAUGUUUUCUUAAAAUUAAACUACAGUAGUUUAAACAGCAGUAUAAAUUGCUUUUUUAAUUAUGUAACCUUUUCAGCAGAUUGGCCUUUCUCCGGUCCCUUCUAUCAUAGGAGAAUUGUAUUGAUGUAUGAGAGGGGGAUAUCUGUAUGCAUAUGGUCUGUGGUCUGUUUGACAGAAACCUUUAGUGCCAUUAUUCUUUGAUCAGAAUUUUUAUUCUACUGUACUUCUACUUUACUCCUCCCUGACACACAAAAACUCCCUUAUUCACUAAUGACUAGUUUCGCCACAUGUAAGAAAAAUCAUUUAUUGAUUUAUCUUGCAUAGGUAUAAAUUACAACAAAAAUAGCAGACUGUGUAACAUUUGUAACCUAUAGACAUAGAUACACUCCUCCCGACCCUCAAUACAAAUAGAUUUCUUAGGAGUAGGACUUAUUAAUACAACCAUUAAUCUGUGGGGUACCUUCCUAAGGACAAAAAUAAGUCUGGAGAAGUCAUAUUUUUCAUAUUUCACUUCUUUAUCCACUUGAAAAACAUCCUGUAUGAAAGCAUUUCUGAUGGUAACCUUUGCAUAUGUAUUGUUAUAGUUACUAUAAUGCUUCCCAGUCAGCAGUCUUAAUUAGCCAUCUGUACUUUAGUAUCUUCAAAUGUAUGACUCCUAUGAGUGGUCUGUGGCUAUGUGAAAAAGGUUAGGUGUGCAAGUAGUGAGAGCAGUUGCAUGCAAAUGACAGGUGAAGGCACUGGCACCAUAAAAGUGUAAUACUUGUAAGGCAGGAGUGGGAAACAAUGGUCCCUUUAUAACCUGUGCACUUCAACUCCCAGAAUUCCUGAGCCAGCCAUGCUGGCUCAGGAAUUCUGGGAGCCGUAGUCCACAGGUCAGAAAGGGGGCAUCGUUCCCCACAUCACUGUUGAUUUGGUACCACUGGAUUUUCAGUCUGGUUGUAUUUUACAACAUGUUUAAAUUAAAAGGCUUGGUUAAUAAAUGCACAUGUGUAGCUAUAUCAUCCCUACCAUAUGGAGCUCUUAAACCAAACUUACUGGUUGAACCAAAAUGGUGUCCAGAAAUUAACUUAAAAUAAAACUUAAUCUCAGGCCCCAGAUUGGAGAGCCUCCAAGUGAGGCACCUGGACAUGAUGAUAAGCCAUGAAGUUUGACUACAGGACAAUAAGAUCAGGUGGGCAUAAAAUACUAGGAAGUGCUCCUUAAUUAAGCCUUUUAACUUUUGUAUGUCACAAGAAUACAACUGCUAUUUACCUUCACAAUAUUUAUCUUUCUCAAUAUUGUUCCAUUAUUUCACAAAACCACCGUUUGUUCAUUGUGUCAUAUUAAAUCGUAGAUUAAUCAGAUAUCUUGAAAAUGCA
Messenger RNA from Crotalus tigris (Tiger rattlesnake), 6175 nucleotides. RefSeq names its product GTP binding protein 1 (gene GTPBP1). The record is from RefSeq and is a predicted model, not a curated record. Gene Ontology annotation, molecular function: translation elongation factor activity; GTPase activity; GTP binding. Gene Ontology annotation, biological process: translational elongation. The coding region runs from base 42 to 2126 and encodes 694 amino acids. NCBI's taxonomy places the organism in Eukaryota, Metazoa, Chordata, Lepidosauria, Squamata, Viperidae. The transcript is spliced from 13 exons.